This is a messenger RNA of Phytomonas sp. Hart1, 1308 nucleotides long. NCBI's taxonomy places the organism in Eukaryota, Euglenozoa, Kinetoplastea, Trypanosomatida, Trypanosomatidae. The record is from the annotation of a GenBank genome assembly.
AUGGCUACACAAAUCCAACAAAAUAGAUGCCCACGCUUCAAAUAUCGUACAAAUGGCAACGACAGCGAAAUUCGAAGUGUGGGUUUGUCCUUAUCACCUAUCCCACUCCAGCCUUGCCGCUUGAAAGCGAAUGAAAGAAAACGUGUUCUGCCCAAGGAGAUUAGUCUCAUUAUGCUCCUACUUGCAGUGAAAACAGCAAGUGAGAUCAGCAUGGGUAAACACAUGCUGAGUUUGGAAUUAAUCGCGAAUUCCUACGGCUUUGCCUCUAGCUCCCCCAUAAAUAGCCAAGAACAGAGUAACCCUUACUUCAAUUCGAUACCCUCUGGCAAAUACACAUCUUUUACCGAGCUUUAUUCCGAUGGGAUUUUGACUUCAACCAUGAGCCGGUGUUCCAGCUUCGAUGUUGUCAACAACGAAGACUCUGACGAGCAUGAGGAAGACUCUAAAGCGCGAGAGUCCAUCUUAGAGGAUGAUGACAAGCUUGCAGAGACGCUUUGCAUCCAUCCCCCUCACAAACUCACCGCCAAGCAUCGGAGGUUUGCCUAUGACGAUGCGAUCUGGGAAGGGGUCUUUUCCUGCCUGACCUGGCAAGAGACCCUACGGGUGCGCGAGGUCAGUCGCUUCCACUACCUCCAGUCUUUGCCCUUUGCGUGUUUGACACGGCUGCCCAUUUCGCGCCAGCCCGCUGUCUUCAUACCCUGUCACGAGGACCUCGACAACGACGAGCAGAGGAUCGAGCAGGCGCUGCGUCCCCGCCCCCGCGCAACACGGGGCUGUCGCAUCUUCCUUGGCCAGCUCCGGCGCGCCGGGACGGUGGCGAUGGUGCGGUGGCUGCUGGGUCGCGUCCUGAACGCUCCGAGCGGGACGCUGGUGUCUGUGGAGAACCACCGAAACGCGAUCACCGGGCAAGGGAAGGGGUGUGUGUGGCCGACCAUCCUCGACACCCCUACCGCCCUGCGGUUGCUCCGCGCGAACCACCGCAUGUUGUUCGACAGCGUCGGGGGGGUGGAGGGGAUGUGGGUAAUGCCAGUAAGCGAGGAAAAGGCGCUCAAGACGGAAAUCCAGAGGCGCAAUCGGGAUGAAUACCGACCCAAGCAUCUGCCUCGUGGUACGAUUGUCGUAGAGUUGCCGGUUUCUCUCUCGCAGCCGGUCGAUACAGUCAUUUAUGAGCCUCCGCCGUCGUACGAUGAUUUUCUCAAAAUGCCUGACUCCGCUCUUGGCGACCCCUUUGAUAACAGAAGAGGAGUGAUGUUCUUAAGGCCUGGGGUCUGGCGCCACGAUCCGUAUCAGUGCUCAGUCUUGAAUUAG